UGCACUUGAGAUGGAGAUAAAGUUAUGCAAGCAGCAAAUCAUGGGUGUGAAUAGACAACUUAGGGAGGUAAAACACCGAUUUGACAUAGCCAUAAAAGAGCUAGAAUCCAUGAAGUAUCAUCCUUUACGAGAUUACAAGCCGAUACGUAGUGGAGACCAAGGAAGUACUAGCAAGACGAAGAAGUUGAAAACGAGCAUUAACUAUAGUGGAGACCAAGUGAGUAAUAGCAAGAGGAAGAAGUUGAAAACAAGCAUUAACUGUAAGUUCAUAAACAUUUCUCACUUUUCUUCUUGUACUGGUGUUGCCUGUUCUUACUGUCCAAAUAUUCUCCCUGAGAAUGUUCCUGAAAAUCUUCUUGUUCUUCAAAGUGUGACACAAUGCAAUGUGGAAGAGUUUUAUGCCGAUAUGGACUGUUUGAAAGUAUGACAUGGAGCAAUAUAGUUGCAAACCUCAAUGAGUAAUUUAACAGCAAACGAUGGAUGUUUAAUGUUUGAACUUAUAGAUUUACUUGUUAAUCUUCGUUAUCUUAUCAGUGGUAUCGAUUAUGAGUUCCUUUUUAAUAUACUUACGAACACUUGUUGCCUGGAUUCCGCUAAAGCAGUUCCAGCAAUACACAGAAACGAGGACAAGCUGUUACACUCAGAAUCAGAAUGAUGGUUGGCUGCCACAGAACGCUGAGAGUAGUAGUAGUUGUUGUUUCGUAUCCAAUUAGAUUUGCAGGAAUAAAGCUGAAAUUUUGUCACAGAAGAUAAUGUGGUCUACUUUUGUAAGUUUUGGUUGAUAUGUAGGUGUUACAAUAUCAUGAAUGAAGAUAAAUUUGUUUCAGAAGCUAAGACCGGCUUGUCUGUAUCAAAAGCUCUGUUCUUAUUUACCUUGGCGUUUUUUGUU
Camelina sativa (false flax) is the source of this 889-nucleotide messenger RNA. The record is from RefSeq and is a predicted model, not a curated record. NCBI's taxonomy places the organism in Eukaryota, Viridiplantae, Streptophyta, Magnoliopsida, Brassicales, Brassicaceae.